GGAAGCUCUCCGCACGACGACGUUGGACGAUCCCCCCAAGAGCUUUUCAAAGCGCGCGCAAACCGGAGGUCAGGCACUCUGCUCAUAUGCACUGGGCUCUUGUCUGCGCAUUUCGAACUUGCACGACAAUGCGCCAUUACUAAAAACCCGCCCACCAUGUCCGAAGCCUAUCUUCUAGAGACCCUGCAGUCCUUCUAUGGCGAUCUAAUCGCAAUAGGCGAGGGGCGCCUCCAUGGCCCGUCUCUGGAGGGAGACGAGCUAACCGCUCUCCUCGAAAACUUCAAAAACUUUCUUGAGGAGCCACCAAAGCGAGAAGCCAGCCGAAAACAACUUGAGACUGGCAAAAUUAACGUGGGAGACGUUGAAUACUCGGUCAAUAAGGAGUUCCAGGAAUAUAGCAUACAACUCGCAGAUGAGGUUAACCUGGAUGAGGUUGAGGCGGCCAAGCUGCUCCUCGAGGCGCAAGACAGCCAGAUCCUCUUGGGAAGGUCACUAGUCGAGUGCGCGCUCAUUCGGUUUCAUCAACGACGAAAAUACCUCUUAGAUUGUAUACGACUAUGUAUCGAGCUUGCGAACGACGACGAGAACGAAUCGAUAAAGGCGGUCUUUGAAGAAAUCGUUGCACGAUAUGUUUUUGACCUGCCGUUGCCAGGUGCUCCGGCCGCGGGGGUACCCAAGGAAAAGAAGAUAGUGCCGCGGUGUAUGGCAGCAAUGGCUAAGAUCAAGGACUGGCUCGAAAAGCUUGCCAACAAGAUCAUGCUGGCAAGAAUGCACAGCGGCACGGCUCCUCCUGAGAUCGAGACCAUCGAGUUUUGCCGCUUGAGUCUAGUACAGCAACACGAGAACCUCGCCGUAAUUCUAUGCGCUGCGGUUGAGCAGCGUCAUGUAGAACGCACAAACUUUGAGGAGUUUGUCCAACUGCUGAAGAAGGCCGACAAAUACGACCACCUCUUAGUGCAUCUUUUCCCCGUCAUUGGAGCCUACAUUCGUCUGUAUGGCUCGACUGAGGGCUGGGGGGACCUGGUCGUUGCCAGGUCCCUGAACCAGAAAAUUGUCAAUGACGAGACGUCUUGGGCCUUGCCAUUUCUGUAUGCCGCUGUUAAGGUCUGGUGGAUUGCAGAGUACAGCGGCUUUUACGUCGAGGGUCCUGUUUCGGAUCACAGCAUUGACAUCGACAAAGAGGAUAAGGAGAGGAACAAGCAGUUUACCGACGCUCUCAAGGAGGGAGCAUUCGAUUUUAUGUUGUCACUUGCAGGGGAUGUCGCUGCCCCGGAAUGGCAAGACCCUUCUCGCAUUGGAAUCAGGCAAUGGCUCCAGCGAAAGUCACCACAACUGAUGACUGAUUCAACACCAUUCGCCGACUACUUCCACACGUGCUUGAUGAACCAGCUCGAAGAUUUUGUGGAUGCUUUUAUAUCAAACCUCCCCGAUGUUCUUCGGAAACUUAGGACCGAGGAGGACGAGCAACGGCAGCUCAGCCAGCACCAUGAACAAGACCUGGAUCUGGAAAGAUUCCUAGUCAUCAUCUCUUACGUCUUUGAAAGACGGCCUGACGCGGCUGAUGUUUUCUGGUCGGACUCUGAAAGCAACUUGGCAGGCUUCAUGCAGUGGGCAUCCAGGAGAGCAUCGACGCCGCUCGUAUGUGCUUUCUGCGAGAUGCUGCAGUCCAUCACUGAGAAUGAACAAUACGCACUUGCUGCCCACCAGUUUCUGUUGGAGGACAGCAAUGCAGGAGGGAAAAUGAGAAGAUCACAGUCUUUGACAUGGGCCCAGAUUUUCAAGGAGUUACACUACUUCACCAAGAAAAUCCGCGGUGAAAUCUCUAGCCCACAGCAAACUCACGAAUACCGAACGCAAAAGCCAGGCGAGGACCUAGCAGAAACGGAACCGGAGUCUGCUAUGCUGCUGGAGUGCUAUCUCAGAUUGAUCGCUAGACUUGGAAGUCAGAGCACAGCGGCAAGGGAGUUCCUACUCAGAAACCAAGACUUCCCCUUGGUUGAUGUCAUUUUGCAGCUGAACAGUUGCCACAUACCUCCUAGGCUACGUGCCUGUGGCUUUUAUGCCAUUGCAGCACUAGUCAGGCAUAAAGAACAAGAGGACAGCAAUACCAUGUGGAUUUGCAUAGACGCAUUUGUCAGCGGUGGCUUUCAAGCUGCGGGCAACUCGCGUGGGCUCAUCAAAGGACAAAGCCACAGCUCAGCCGGCAUUGUCGAUAGGGUAUUGGACGAGCUGAGCAACGGUUUCGAGGAGCCCAAUGCUUUCAUCAACCUGAUCAACGCUUUAGUCGCACCAGCAGACCAAGCAAGCCUUUUGCGAGAUGCCCUUCCUUUCCCUGAGACCCUUGGGUCUAGUCUACGAAUGCCGGGGAUUGAGCCAUACGUUGACUUUGUGGUGGGACAUGUCUUCAGCCUCAAAUCAAAAGAGCUCCAGGAUGUUUCGCAACUGAGGGUUCUGCGAGUGAGCUGUUUGGAGUUUAUCUUGCUGUGCCUGAACACGUUCAACGAAGAUCUUAUCAUCCUUGGUAAUGAGACCAAUGUCUCUGUGGACUCGAUCAUCGCCACAUCAGACCUGGCCACAUAUGUUCGCAUUCAUCCAUUCGCUCGGGUGAUGGAAUGGAUGUUCAACGGCCAGGUUGUGGAUGCCAUAUUUCAGACGAUACAUCAACAAUCAAGUGACAUUGGAAGCGUCUCGCCUGAUUCGCCCUUGAUAUUGGGCAUCAUACGAGCUGUGGAGGUGGUGUCAAAGGUCUUGGAACUUCAGGACACAUAUGUUGAUCUCGUGCGGCAAGUCAUAAAACAGCACACAGGACAACGCCAUAGGCAUGUGCCUCAUGCUUCCUACGCCUCAUUUGAAGAAGGGUUUGCUCAUCACCUCGAGGUCGUCGCAGAUCUCGGCCGAUAUUGCGGCCUCGGCCACCCAGAGCUCACCAUGGUUUGCUUAAAGCUUCUGGCAAGGAUUUCCACUUCAUCAAAGCUUAUAUCAGCCUGGAACACUGAACCAGGUAGACAGUCUCAUCGCAACAAGGCGGUAGUAGCUCUGGAGAAAGAUGGGGAAGCGGAUUCUAUUUCCGGCUCCCUCAUUGCCGAGCUCAUAGUGCCUCUCGACCUGGCUCGAGAGGCGGACUCUCCAAACUACCUGAUCAAAACUUAUAUUCUAGACUUCCUCUACGCAUGUUUACGAGCAUCUCCGGACAAACCAACAAUUGCCCAUCUUCUUCUCGGCUUCAAGUGUGGCGUGAGCCAUUUGAAAGUCGAGCCCAGAGGCCAAUUCGAGGAAAGGACAUCACUGUUUCACAAUCUUCUCAGGGUGUUGCUGGAGACACCUUUUGGGGACGAGGAGCUAGGAAUGAGAACAUGGCUUGUGUCGUUAAAGCGCAAAGUUAUGGGGAUACUCCAGAUUCUUUGGAGUUCCCCACUCUCCUCGGCCAUUGUCUUGGAAGAACUCCGGAGCAACGACGUACUGUUCCAUAUUCUUCUGCGUGAAGAGUCAAUACAGCCUGAUCUAGUGUGGGAUGGGGUGAAUAUGGAGGAACGCGGAUUCCUACUCUCUGACGCAGCCGUGGGCUUUUCGGAAUUCUUGGCUGCGAGACAACUUAGCUUCGAUUAUCUGGCCAUCGAAUUAUGCAGCGUCACCCAGAGGCGUCUCCCCAGCUUGAAACGCCGCAUAUAUGACGCCCUCAAUGGACAGGUCACCACUGCCAAUUCGGACAGCCCUCAACCCAUACCAACCAUCUUCGAUUUGUACGAUUUUAUGCCUGUGGACGGGCAAUGGGAGAUCCCCAUGCCUGAUUUCCUCUAUUUCAAAGGCGAAGAAUUCAAUAUGUGCCUGGAAGGAGGGCAUGACUCUGUGUCCGUAUACAACAUGGAGCGGGUCAAACAGGUGAUUGCGUUGAAGAGGAGGCAGGAUGCUCAUGCUGGGCAUUUAGCCACGGCUACCGACCUUGCUUCCGUGGACCGGGAACAGGUUCUUCUUGAGGAAUACCUGGUGUACCAUAACCGCAGAGCGGUAGUCAAUUCUGAGCGAAGGAAGGUGCUCAAAGCUUGGGUCAACCUGCUCAUGGUGAUGUUUGAGGCCAGCGAUCACCAGGGCUCGGCGAAGGUUGCUUUCCUUUUACAAGCCUUACAGACGAUAUUACCAACUCUCGAGUCUUUCGGAUCCGAACGUCCGGGUGAGGCAUUUGAGUUGGCGAAACUGGCCAAGGUUCUCCUCUUCAAACUCGACAUAGCCGCUCCAGACGCAGGGGACAAGGACGCACAUACCGUGGGCAACCUCAUCAGCGAGAAGCUCUUCCAGUUGUUUGAGGUUUGCCUGUACGCCAUAGGCAGGCGAACGGGCAGUGCGGAACUUCGAUCCACCUACUAUGCCAUCUGUUAUCGAUAUCUGACAGGAAUAAUUGACGAUGGGAGAGACUUCGUGCCUGGCCGGAGAAAGGCGAUCAAGGCUGUGCAGGUCUACGGCGAGCGCCUGCUGACUAUCGUAUGCGACGAUGCGUUUGGCGGCGAUGCAAUCUGCCAAACCUCUGCGUUGAUUUUGCUAGGUGCCUUGACGAAUCUGGGAAGACGAGAAAACGACAGUCAAGUAGUGGAGGCUCUCAAUCGCCUGAACUUUAUUGGGGUGCUCGUUGACUCUUUGAAGACAAUCAUGGAUGAUGUGGCUGCUGCCCGUGAAGCAGGAAACUCGGAGCAGCAAGAAGCUUAUUCGCAGGCAAAGUUGGCGCUCCUCCUUCAGCUCUGCCAAACCCGCGAUGGAGCAAAGCAUGUGCUGCAGGCUAAUCUCCUGCGCGCAAUCGAGCUCUCUGGACUUUUCAAGGCAGACCCAGAGCUCCAGAUUGACCGGAGCGAUACCAAAGCCUUGGCAGACCAUUAUGACCUCCUAAUAAGGGUGAUGCGUGUCAUCGGUGCGGCAAUACUGAGUCGCGGGGCUCACAACGUCCCGCAAGGUCGCCGGUUCCUGACUGAGCACCGCAUGCUUGUAAUGCACGUCCUCAAGCGGUCUGCCGGCAUCGCAGCUGUCGACCAGAAGCUGGAGGAGCUGGUCGUUGGACUUGCGGAUUCCUUCAUGGUGCUGAUUACUGCCACAGAGUUCUUGGAGUUUGAGGAUACUCAAGGACGGGGUCCGCAGCAACAGAAGAGGAAUGGCCCACUACUGUUUCAUUGA
Molecule: messenger RNA, 5157 nt
Organism: Pyricularia grisea
Lineage: Eukaryota; Fungi; Ascomycota; Sordariomycetes; Magnaporthales; Pyriculariaceae
Exons: 6
Coding region: 157-5157 (1666 amino acids)
Biological process (GO): nuclear pore organization
Cellular component (GO): nuclear pore inner ring; nuclear pore
Molecular function (GO): structural constituent of nuclear pore
Source: RefSeq, a predicted model, not a curated record